GUAUUUAAAAUGAAUAAAAAAAUAAAACUUUUUUGAAAUAGAGAGAUGUCGUUGUUGUGUCUUUGUGGAGCGUCAAAGUUGAAAAAAAGCGACAGCCCAAGCGCAUAAAUCAUCCACUGCUCCUUCUUCUCUGGCACAUACACGCUCCUCCCACUUUCUUCUUCUUUCUCUCGACGAAUGUUCUUCGAUCUUUGCGCUCUCUCAAGUCUGUGGAAUCAUUAGUCUCGAGUACUAUUAUUUUGGAGCAAAAAAAAUGGAGGGUAGAGGUUGGCCAUGGAAGAGAAAGUCUUCGGACAAAGCCACGACUGAGAAACCAGUUGUUGGAAUCGAGUCAACUCCUGUUUGUUCUUUGUCCUACUUGGCUUCUCUUGAGAAUCAGGAGAAGUGUAAAAACACAAACUAUGUUCAGAUAACUAUGGAUUCAUACACACAUAUGAGUAGAAUGGAGGAUCAGGUCAAAUUGUUUGAAGUUCAAGUUAAAGAUCUUAAAGAAAAACUCACUCUUGCUCACUCUGAGAUCAACACUAAAGAAUCUUUGAUUCUUCAACAUGCCAAAGUCGCUGAAGAAGCUGUUUCAGGAUGGGAGAAGGCUGAUGCAGAAACUUUGGCACUUAAACGUCAACUCGAAUCUGUUACACUCUUAAAGCUCACUGCAGAGGAUCGAGCAUCGCAUUUGGAUGAUGCGUUGAAAGAGUGUACAAGGCAGAUAAGGAUUGUGAAAGAAGAGAGUGAUAAGAAGCUGCAGGAUGUGAUUCUUGCUAAGACCAGUCAAUGGGAUAAGAUCAAAGCCGAGCUUGAAGGAAAGAUCGAUGAAUUGAGUGAAGGACUACACCGGGCAGCUUCUGACAAUGCAGCACUCACUAGAUCGUUGCAAGAACGAUCUGAGAUGAUAGUAAGGAUUAGUGAGGAGAGGUCUAAAGCUGAAGCUGAUGUGGAAAAGUUGAAGACUAAUCUUCAGUUGGCUGAGAAGGAGAUUAGUUAUCUGAAGUACGAUCUUCACGUUGCUUCCAAAGAAGUUGAGAUCCGCAAUGAAGAGAAAAACAUGAGUUUGAAGUCGGCGGAUAUCGCAAAUAAGCAGCAUCUGGAAGGUGUGAAAAAGAUUGCAAAACUUGAAGCAGAGUGUCAUAGGCUUAGAGGACUUCUGCGGAAAAAGCUUCCUGGUCCUGCUGCUAUGGCUCAAAUGAAGCUAGAAGUUGAAGGCUUAGGGCAUGAAUUCACAGACCCUCGAGCACAGAGAAACAUGUCUCAAAAUCACAAUGCACACAUCGCAAAGGCAGAGAUUUCUACUGAUCAUAAGUUGGAAGAGUGCAAAAGAGAGAAUGUAUAUCUCACAAGACGUACAUUGGAAAUGGAGGAGGAGAUUCAGACGCUUAAAGAACAUCUCUCUGCUCGUAACAAUGAACUGCAGGUUUCGAGAAAUGUAUGCGCUAAGACUCUUGGGAAGCUUAAGAUUCUUGAAGGGCAGAUGCAUAUGUUUAACAAUGACAAGAAUGCUCCAAAAUCAAAUAGCAGAAAUCUCUCUGAAAGUCUAUCCAGUGGUCAUGAUCAUCACUAUCCGCCUAGUGUCACCUCGGUGUCCGAAGAUGGAUUUGAUGAAGAAGGAAGUUCUUCUGAGUGUGGCCCAGCAACCUCACUAGAUUCUCAUAAAGUGAGAAAAGUAAGUGUUAAUGGUUCCUCAAAGCCUAGGAGUUCUAGUAGACUGGAGUUGAUGGAUGACUUCUUGGAGAUUGAAAAGUUAGUAGGUAGUGAUCCAGAUGGAGCUAACUCAGCUUCAAAAUCUUCCAACAGUGUUUGCAGUAGAAGAUCUGUGGAAAAACAGUCCUCUAGUAAGUCCAGUGAGCCAGAUGAGGAUACAACAACACUUGAUCAGCUGCUAAUGGUUCUCCGCUCAAGAAUCAACAGGAUAUUUGAAUCUCAAGAGGGCAUUAGCAUUGACAAAAUCGUUGAAGCCGCAAGAUUUUCGAUCCAAGAGAUGCAAGGAUCAUCAACCAAACGAAUGUCAAGUCAUCUUUUUGAAGUUACUGAUGAAACUCUAGAGAAACAUGUGGAUAUCCAAAACAGCGAAAAGGAGCAGAAGAACACCAAGCAACAAGAUUUGGAAGCAGCUGUUGCCAAUAUUCACCACUUCAUAAAAUCAACUACAAAAGAAGCAACACAACUUCAGGACAUGAAUGGGAAUGGACAACUGAGGGAGAGCUUGGAGGAUUUCUCUUCAUCGGUUAGUAAAUAUCCAACCGGUGAAUCAAGCCUUUCUGACGUUAUGCUAGAACUCUCCCGCAUUUCGGUUCUAGCUAGUAAUCUAAACAAUGGUGCUUUGACUCUCAAGCCCCAUAGUAAAGAGAUCCCUGUUACAGAGAGCAACGAUAAGGUCACACUUCUCUUUGAAGAGUCAGAUUCUAAUCCACUGGGAGACACAUUUGCUAAGACAGAUCACUGUGUAGAUAACUUGAUCAAUGGUGAUGAUUCAUCAUGCAAGAGCUUGUUGAAAGAGGUGGAACAGCUAAAGUUGGAGAAAGAGAACAUUGCAGUAGAAUUAUCAAGAUGUUUGCAGAAUCUUGAAAGUACAAAGGCAUGGUUGGAAGAAAAAGAGCAGCUGAUAUCGAAGCUGAAAUCGCAGCUCACUUCUUCAGAAGAUCUCCAAAGCUUGGCGGAAACUCAGCUUAAAUGCGUUACUGAGUCAUACAAAUCGCUUGAUCUUCAUGCCAAAGAACUUGAAGCUAAAGUGAAAAGCUUGGAAGAAGAGACAAAGAGACUUGAAAUGGCUUUCACCACAGAAAAGCAUGGCCAUGAGGAGACUCUAGCUAAAUGCAGAGACCUUCAAGAAAAGAUGCAAAGGAAUGAGACUUGCGAAAAUUGUUCAUCAUCCAAACUCCAACCUAAUCAGGAGAAAGACAUAGUAUCUGCAACAGAGAAGCUUGCAGCUUGUCAAGAAACAAUUCACUUACUCAGCCAACAGUUACAAUCCUUACAGCCACAGAGCAACCACAUUCUCAAAUCUCGGUCCCCUGAGAAGAAGUUUCAACAGCACAAAGCCUCAGAAGUAACACCAAACUCUGCACUAGAUGAUCUUCCACAUGUUCAUAUCAUUCAACCAUCUCGUUCUGUUAAGCACACAGUGAAUCCAACGGUCCACGCUAUCAUGAAGUCUAGCUCUGUUUCUUCCUCUUCUAAAGAAGAUAAUGAGAAGCAUACGCGAGGAUUAGGUCGUUUCUUCUCCUCUAAAUCGAAGAACAGUGCACGUUAAAACGCUAGGAGAUAACACACUCAUUAUCUUUUGGUUCGUUUGAUUUUCAUCUUCCUUCAUGAUAUGUUUAUAUGUUUACAUGCGUUUUGAGUAUGUGAGAAGAGAACAGUUCUAGUGAAGAUCAAUCUUUGUCUUAUUA
Arabidopsis thaliana (thale cress) is the source of this 3383-nucleotide messenger RNA. RefSeq names its product filament-like protein (DUF869). Lineage: Eukaryota; Viridiplantae; Streptophyta; Magnoliopsida; Brassicales; Brassicaceae. The record is from RefSeq and is marked reviewed. Bases 254 to 3244 code for a protein of 996 amino acids. The transcript has 6 exons.